CACCAUCCUGCCGUCGCGCUCCUCUGAGUCUGUAUACCCCUCUGUUCCACUCUCCUCACUUAGUCGCUCCUUACACCACAUAUACAACCCAGCAGUCAUCGCAUUGGCCCGCCGAACCGCCCUGCCCCUCCUCCGCCAGCAGCUCCAACUCCCAAAGCUCGUUCCAAGGCCCCGAAUCCAAACACAGCACACGCGUUACGACAGCUGGCUCGCGAGGUUGACGGGAGGCGGCGACGCCUUGCCGCACGACAGAAUGUCGACACCUGAAAACAAGCCCGGAUUCCUCUCCGCAGGCAUCAACGCCCUGUCGCCCUGGGGAUCGCGAAGUGCCACCCCGAAGCCGCCGCAGACGCCGAAGAAUGCGGAAGAGGACAAGAAGGAUAAGGCUGCAGCCAGCGGAGUAGGCCCACAACGAGGUGGAGAUCAUAUGGUGAAUCGGAGGCACAGGCUGAGUCUCAAGAGGUAUCCUCAGGACUGUCCCUCGCUUGCUGUGAGAUGGUUCCAUGCCGUAGAUGUUCCCAAGCGCAAGCCCUUCGCUUCCACCGCCGUGCAGCCUGACAAGCCUCUGCCGAAGCCCAAGAAGUGGAUACCCUUCUCCCCCGAAGACUCCCGUGCCAUCGAGACCGCGUUCCAGAAAACCGCCGAAGAAGAAGAAGCUGCCGCGCUGCGAAAGGGCAUACUGAGUCCGAUCUCGCCUGCUCAGACGGGCCUGGAACAAGAACCAGAGACCGUCACUAAGGUGCCAGUGAAUGAGGACUACCUUUUUAAUGUUGAGAUCGAGACGCGCGAGCUAUCCCCUGCGUACUGGCUCGGACCGGUCUACGAUGUGAAGCGAGGGACAUGGUUCACACCCGACGGAGAGCCCUGCGAUGAAAAUCUGGCAACACAACUUGAGGAAGGCUAUUUGAAGGUCAAGCCAUGGCGGUUUGCAAAGCCGGCAGAGAAGCGUUCGGCAUCGCAGCCGCGAACCCGCCCCGUCUCGCUCAACAUGAAGGUCGACAACGACUAUCGCAAAGAGCUGGGCAGGUUGAACCGAGACUCUACGUCGAAUCCGGUCACACCCAAAUCCUCAUUCGACGAUCUGCGAGGACAAGCGAGUGCGGACGCCAACGCCACCGAGGCCAAGCCGGGGACUGAAAAGACGCCUCCAGAUGACUCGUCGCGAACCUACCGUCUCUUCGGCGCCCAUAUGAACUGGGUGGUCACGUACCAAGAUGAAAAGACGGCCUGGAUACUGACAGAUAACAUGUGGUCACAGAUGGGAAGCACCCUUUACCAACGAUUUGCCGGCGGUGCGCAUUUCGCGGGCACAAAGUACAUCCGUGGUUUCGUGGACCCAGCCAAGAAGAAGGAAGCAAAGCCUGCAAAGGAAGAAGCUGGCAAGAAAGAGGCGGAGCAACCUGCGACCCCUCCCUUGGCCUACGGAGAAGACCACGGCAAGCGGCGCACAGGUACUGAGUCGGAGACGGCUGCGUCCGACACAGCAAGCGCAGAGGACGGCGAGGGUCGAGAGUCACCGUCCGAGACCCGUAGAAAAACUCUUGAGCGCCAAAUGUCUUCCCUAAUGACUUCCAACCAUGAGGAAGAUCCCGAGCAACAAGAGGAGGAGAUCCGGAAGCGGGAUGAGAAGGAAAUGCGCGAAGACUACAAAGACCAAAGCCAGGGCGAACAGGGUCGGGAGAUUGAACAUCUCCUUCUGGUAACUCAUGGCAUAGGUCAGCGGCUCGGCAUGCGCAUGGAGAGCGUCAACUUCAUCCACGACGUCAACUCAAUGCGAAAGACGCUGAAGUCUGUCUAUUCAAACUCAACUGACCUGCAGGCCCUCAACGCCGAAGUAGACAAGGAUGUUAAGAACAGCCGGAUCCAAGUUCUUCCCAUCUGCUGGCGCCAUCUCCUGGACUUUCCCUCCCAGGGCUUGAAGCAUAAUCGCAAGGAGCACGAUCUGGGAGACCUGGACUUUGAAGAUCAGGAGUAUCCCAAACUGGAAGACAUCACGGUCGAAGGCGUUCCAGCUGUGCGCAACUUGCUGACCGACCUCGCUUUGGACAUCCUGCUCUAUCAAAGUCCAGCCUAUAAGAGUCAUAUCUCCCGUAUUGUGGUCAAGGAGUGCAACCGCAUCUACAGUCUUUUCAAAGAACGCAACCCUUCAUUCACUGGAAAAGUGAGCUUGAUCGGGCACUCUCUCGGUUCUGCUAUCAUGUUCGACAUCCUGUGCCAACAAAAGGACCCGCGCUCGAAGUCGCAGUCUCAGUCAAGCAAGAAUCGCCGCAAUACGGCAGAGGGUCUGAAGCUUGACUUCGAGGUGGAAGACUUCUACGCCCUCGGCUCGCCCAUUGGGCUGUUCCAGAUGUUGAAAGGCCGCACUAUUGCUGCCAGACCUUCGGCUUCCUUCACACCUGCGCAGACGCCCGCGAGUCCCCUCGACGAUCCUUUCUCGCCAGACUCAGAACGCAACCCAGCAAGCGACGUCACCGUAUCUUCCCCACUGUGCAAGCAGCUGUUCAACAUCUUCCACCCUACCGAUCCCAUCAGCUACCGUCUCGAGCCUCUCAUCUCACCAGCCAUGUCCGGUCUCAAAGCACAGCCUCUGCCAUACACGAAGAAGGGCAUCUUUGGUGCCCCCGCAGCCCAAGGCUUGACCGGCAUCGGGGCGAGAGUGGGCCAAGGCGUGACCGAUUUCUGGAGUUCAGUUAGUUCAGGAAUCGCCAGCGGUCUACUCAAUCGCAGUCUUGGCAUUACUGGAAACGAUGCCGCCAAAAUGAGCAAUGACCUCACGCACGGCCAAAGGUCUUCGCGGCCACUCUCGAUUGGUCCUGGUUCAGGCGGCAUGUUGCCCGGUCUCGACCAGCCAGCUAUAGCCUUCAUAAACGAGGAGCGAAAGCGCAGAUUAGGUGAGGAGCCUAUCGCACCUGGGGAUGACGGCGAGCAUCCACCCACGCUCAUCGACUCUGAGAUCGAGACUCUAUACGCCGGGUUCCAGAAGCGGAGGAAGAGCAGGGAGAGCGACGAUGGUAGCAAGGACAUCGAGAAGGACCUUGAGUGGCAAGAGCUUGAGGAAAGGAGUAGGAAGUUAAGGAAGGAGGAGGCGAAGGUGCGGGCGCUGAAUGCUAACGGGAGAGUGGAUUACAGCAUUCAAGAAGGGGCCUUCGACAUCUCUCUCCUCGCUAGCAUAGCGAGCCACCUCUCCUACUGGGCAGACGAAGACGUCUCCCAUUUCAUGAUCUCUCAGCUCUUGGCUAGACAUCGCGUGUUCAAGCCUUCUCCGGCGAAGGGCAUAGAGGGCUAGAUAUAGAUGGGAUACAUUUGCAUAGGGCGGUGUUGGUUGGUUUAUGGCGAUGAUGAAUGAUGAAUUGGUAAUACCCCAGCCUGGAGUCCUCCAGCACCUUUUCCGCAACUCGUGUGCGCGUUAUACACUAGGUGACCCUGGAGUCCUCCAGUAGGCAGAUACACCGGUCGAGGUGAG
Molecule: messenger RNA, 3463 nt
Organism: Trematosphaeria pertusa
Lineage: Eukaryota; Fungi; Ascomycota; Dothideomycetes; Pleosporales; Trematosphaeriaceae
Product: DDHD-domain-containing protein
Exons: 3
Coding region: 254-3286 (1010 amino acids)
Cellular component (GO): cytoplasm
Molecular function (GO): glycerophospholipase activity; metal ion binding
Source: RefSeq, a predicted model, not a curated record